AGGGGGAGAGUGGUGGGAGUGCCAAGUGGGCGCGUGCGCAGUGAGGUGGCUGGGGGGUUGGCCUGGCAAGGGAAGCCGCUGGGAGUGGGAGCGCGAGGCAGGUGAGGCGCAACUCCUGGGCUGACCCCCUCACCCCCGCUGCUGCCAAAGACCCCAGCCAGCAGCGCCAUGUCUGGGCCGGGAAGCAAGCGGGCAGCUGGGGAUGGGGGAUCAGGGCCUCCUGAGAAGAAAGCCAACCGGGAGGAGAAGACGACCACUACCUUGAUCGAACCCAUCCGCCUGGGGGGCAUCUCCUCCACGGAGGAGAUGGACCUGAAGGUGCUGCAGUUCAAGAACAAGAAGCUGGCGGAGCGGCUGGAGCAGCGCCAGGCCUUUGAGGACGAGCUGCGCGAGCGCAUUGAGAAGCUGGAGAAGCGCCAGGCCACAGAUGAUGCCACCCUGCUCAUUGUCAACCGUUACUGGAGCCAGCUGGAUGAAAAUGUGCAGGUCCUGCUGAGAGGCUAUGAUGGGGACUGCGAGCCCCAACCCCCUGCAACCCCUUCUCCCCUUUCUGCAGAGGAACCCAGGCCAGAGCCAGUGGGACAAGACCCUGAGAACACAGCUAGCCCUGGUAUCGAGGGCCCAGAUAGGACAGAAACAGCCCCACCUAUUGUGGCCCCGUCUACCUCCUGGAAGGCUGGGGGACUGCUGCUGAAUGAGCCGGCCCUGUCAUUCCUGGCCACACUGGCCAGCAGCAGCAGCGAGGAGAUUGAGCUGCAGCUGCAGGAGCGCAUGGAAUUCUCUAAGGCCGCCGUGUCCCGUGUGGUCGAAGUCUCCAACAAGAUCCACCGGCGCACGGAGGAGCUGUGCCAGAAGAUCCACGCCCGUGGUGAGACGAAUGCCAGGGUUCCAUCCUGGCCGUGGGAGCGGAGUGAGAUCUGGGGGUUAGAGUUGGGGUGCUGGGAGUCAGGACUCCUGGAUUCUCAGAGGUGUGACUCCUUUUCAGCUGACUUGGACCAGCUGGAUGAGGCACUGAAGUCCUUGAACAAAGAGCUGAUGAGAGAGAAUCAGCGGCUGCAGGACUUAGCGAUGCAGCUGCAGGAGAAACACCACAAGAUCUCGCUGGAGUACACAGAGCUGCAGGACAAGGUGACAUCGUCUGAGACCAAGGUGCUGGAGAUGGAGACAACGGUGGAGGAUCUGCAGUGGGACAUCGAGAAGCUGCGCAAGCGUGAGCAGAAGCUCAACAAACACCUAGCUGAGGCGCUGGAGCAGCUGAACUCCGGUUACUACGUGUCUGGCAGUUCUGGGGGCUUCCAGGGCGGACAGAUCACGCUCAGUAUGCAGAAGUUCGAGAUGCUGAACGCGGAGCUGGAGGAGAACCAGGAGCUGGCCAACAGCCGCAUGGCUGAGCUGGAGAAGCUGCAGCAGGAGCUACAACAGGCUGUCAGGACCAAUGAGAAGCUCAAGGUGGCGCUGCGGUCGCUGCCCGAGGAGGCGGUGAAGGAGACCCUGGACUACAAGGUGCUGCAGUCACAAUUCUCGCUGCUCUACAACGAGAGCCUGCAGGUGAAGACACAGCUGGACGAGGCGCGCGCCCUGCUGCUCACCACCAAGAACAGCCACCUGCGCCACAUUGAGCACAUGGAGAGCGACGAGCUGAACCUGCAGAAGAAGCUGCGCACGGAGGUGAUCCAGCUGGAGGACACGCUGGCCCAGGUGCGCAAGGAAUACGAGAUGCUGCGCAUCGAGUUCGAGCAGAACCUGGCCGCCAAUGAGCAAGCAGGUCCCAUUAACCGGGAGAUGCGCCACCUGAUUAGCAGCCUCCAGAACCACAACCAUCAGCUGAAAGGAGACGUGCAGCGAUACAAGCGCAAGCUGCGUGAGGUGCAGGCUGAGAUCAACAAGAUCCGGAUGCAAUCGAGCGGAUUCCCCUGCGGCUCAGCUGUUCUGCCCCCUGCACCUGGGCCAGAGGAGCCUGUGGGCGUGGCCCCGGCCGUGGUGGUGAAGGAGGAGGAGGGGGGCGCGCCUGCCCUAGAGGUGAAGAAGGAGCCGAAGGAGGCAGUGGUGGCUGUGGUGAAGAAGGAGGAGGUAGCGCCUCUGCCCGAAGGGGGGGUGAAGGAGGAGGAGGAGCCACUCCCACCAGCUCCCCAGCCGCCCCCCGCGCCUCGCAUCAAGGAGCCCCCGGAGCGCCCCAAGGGGAGCCGCGGGGGGGACCGGGAGCGCUCGCGGGACCGCGACAGGGACGGCUCGGCUCGCGAGCGUGACCGGCAGAAGAGCAGCGAUGACCCCAAGAAGAAGGACUCAGACCUGCUCAAACAGCUGCGCAUUGAGCUCAAGAAGGCCCAGGAGAGCCAGAAGGAGAUGAAACUGCUGCUGGACAUGUACAAAUCAGCCCCCAAGGAACAGCGGGACAAGGUGCAGCUCAUGGCUGCCGAGAAGAAGACCAAGGCCGAGGUGGAGGAGCUGCGAGGACGGGUGCGAGAGCUGGAGGAGAAGGAGAAGAAGGAGAGUAAGAAGAUGGCGGACGAGGAUGCCCUGCGCAAGAUCAAGCUGGCGGAGGAGCAGAUUGAGCACCUGCAGAAGAAACUGGCUGCCACCAAGCAGGAGGAGGAGGCCUUGCUGUCGGAGAUGGACGUGACGGGCCAGGCCUUCGAGGACAUGCAGGAGCAGAACAUGCGUCUCAUGCAGCAGCUGCGUGAGAAGGACGAUGCCAACUUCAAGCUCAUGUCCGAGCGGAUCAAGUCCAACCAGAUCCACAAGCUGCUGCGUGAGGAGAAGGACGAGCUGGCAGAUCAGGUGCUGGCCCUCAAGUCACAGGUGGACGCCCAGCUGCUGGUGGUGCAGAAGCUAGAGGAGAAGGAGCGGGUGCUGCAGGGGAACCUGGGCACAGUGGAGAAGGAGCUGACCCUUCGUAGCCAGGCCCUCGAGCUCAACAAGAGGAAGGCAGUGGAAGCGGCCCAGCUGGCCGAGGACCUGAAGGUGCAGCAGGAGCACGUGCAGUGCAAGCUGAAGGAGAUCCAGGCCUGCAUGGCCGAGAACCGCGCUGCCAAGGAGAAGGAGUCCUUCAACCUCAAGAGGGCCCAGGAGGACAUCUCCCGGCUGCGGCGCAAGCUGGAGAAGCAGAAGAAGGUGGAGGUGUACGCGGACGCUGACGAGAUACUGCAGGAGGAGAUCAAGGAGUACAAGGCCAAGCUGACCUGUCCCUGCUGCAACACACGCAAGAAGGACGCGGUGCUCACCAAGUGCUUCCACGUCUUCUGCUUUGACUGCGUCAAGACACGCUACGACACACGGCAGCGCAAGUGCCCCAAGUGCAACGCUGCCUUCGGCGCCAACGACUUCCACCGAAUCUACAUCAGCUGAGCGCCUGCAGUCCCUCUUCCCACCCCCUCCCCUAGCCCUCCGUUCCGCAGGUCCCCCCUCCAGGAUCCACAUGGCCGUCCCCUCCCUCCUGCCCUCUGCAAGCCGCUCAGCAGGUGCUGCCAGGAUUCACUUGACCCAUCCAUGUAGAUCCCACCCAAGUGAUGCCUGAUCCCCUGAGGAUCUGCUCCUUGCAGCUCUCUGGAUCCUCCCCCACUCUGGGUUCUGCCGGGGUCUGCUCCCCUGGGGCUGGUCUCCUUCUGCUAAUAUUUGAACCUCGGUGAGAGCCCUGUUGUGCCGAGAGGAUGCCCUUGGGGGUGAAGGGUCUCAAGGCAGCAGCUGACUGCGUGGGGGGCCGGGGACUGUUCAUUCUAUUUGGAUUUUAUUUUAUUUUUAAAUACUAUGUUUGGUUAUGUGGGAAAUAAAAAUUGGAGAGUCCCACCGGGGCCAGAUCCUCCA
Molecule: messenger RNA, 3801 nt
Organism: Gopherus evgoodei (Goodes thornscrub tortoise)
Lineage: Eukaryota; Metazoa; Chordata; Testudines; Testudinidae
Gene: RNF40
Product: ring finger protein 40
Exons: 19
Coding region: 169-3345 (1058 amino acids)
Cellular component (GO): nucleus; HULC complex
Molecular function (GO): ubiquitin protein ligase activity; metal ion binding
Source: RefSeq, a predicted model, not a curated record